Messenger RNA from Tribolium castaneum (red flour beetle), 2580 nucleotides. RefSeq lists its product as uncharacterized. Bases 264 to 2273 code for a protein of 669 amino acids. The transcript has 9 exons. The record is from RefSeq and is a predicted model, not a curated record. Lineage: Eukaryota; Metazoa; Arthropoda; Insecta; Coleoptera; Tenebrionidae.
GACACGUAACCGUCAAUUCACUUUCUUCUGUCAGUUCGAUAAUGGCGUUUGUGUAACGGUGUAGUGUCGAGCUUUUUAUUGAAUAUUUUGAAUUACAAAAUAGAGAAUUGCAACGAGUGUUAGUUACCACAACUAUGAUGGAAAAUAAGUGGAUUCCAUUAUGAGGCACGAUUGAAAGCGGAAGUUGUCUUUGUCCGAAUCGUUUAUAAAGCGAUCGUUUGAUAUCGCUGUUUCGGAAGCGAUGUCUUGAGCCAGUUUUCUGCAUGACAAACGGACGAGGCGCCGGAAUGGCGUCCUUCAUGACGAAAAAGAAGAAGUACAAAUUUCAAGUGAGUCUAUGUUUGGAAGAACUGCUGGAAGUGCCUUUCGUUUCUGCCGUCCUUUUUGCCAAGAUAAGACUCCUAGAUGGGGGAAAUUUUCAGGACCAUAGCAGCAGAGAGGAGGUGCGCGACCACAAAGUGAAAUGGGGCGCAAACUUUUCCUUCCCUUGUAAAAUGUCAGCGAACGCAUCCACCGGCGUCCUCGAGCGUUGUAUUUUACGGAUAUCCGUGCGAAAGGAGUGCAAAGGCGGCCGUUCAUUUACCAAACUAGGUUUCGUCGACUUAAAUCUAGCAGAAUACGCAGGGGCGGGUGUCACGUUCAAGAAAGCUUUAUUAGAAGGAUACGACGCCAGACAUCGUCAAGACAACAGCAUGCUCAAGUUUUCCAUUGCAAUGCAUAUGUUAUCGGGUGAUAUUUUAUUCAAAGUACCGUCUCCUUCCCUCAAACAUAAAUCUAUAGCUUCCGAAGAUCCAGCAACCGAAUCUCGAACGGAUGAGUUUUCGAGUGAGUCGCUGGGUGGUUCCAUUGCAAGUGGAAGUUCCGGAUUUGGGAGUUUGCCCAAAAAACGACCAGCGCUUUUAUCGUCAGAGCUUGUGAUUGGUCACACUUUGGUCGAAAAUAGCGUUCCGGUGACGGUCGCUGUCGAAGGACCGGAUCAGGUGCAAGCACCGGAACACGAAGAAGUGGUCUGUGAAACUGGACAUUCGCGGAACUCUUCAAACACGAGCCAAUUAUCCAAAGCUUCCGGUUACAGCAGCAUCCAUUCGCAUUGUCACAGCCGGCAGUCGAGCUCGGGCGAUUCUGGACAUAUCAGGGCUCUAUCACACAGACAAAACCGGAAACAAAAUGGUAACCCGUUCCUCAACUCCUCAAAUUUUAUUCGCGUAAACACUUUCCCGAACCGAAUCCGAAUCCCUAACACGAUAAUCCACGAAGACGUUUUAAACAGCACUUUAGAGACUUUAACUCCGGUUAAAUCACCCGAAAACGGAGAAACCACGCGUUACUACACUCCCGAUGGUUACCACACACAAUUGAGUAACGUUAGCGGUUCAAGCACCGACGAUUACAAAACUCCCGAUGAAUCUUUAGACAUGCGAACCGAUUUAUUUUCGCAGAAAUUCACCGAACUGCGAAAAUCCUCAUCGACUAGCUUAAUCGAAUUGAACGCGCAGCCAAACGAAUCCGAUUUGUUGCUGGACAACAAUCGUUUAAGCGCGGACAAUGCUAUUAAAAUCAAACAAACGGACGGUGUAUUAAAAUCGAAAAGCGACUUUGAAAUCCCUCGAGUCAGUCCGAUUCAAAAGACUCGUUUCCGAGGCGGUUUUUUCCGUUCGGAUAAUUUACCGGCGUUUUUAACACCGAUUCUUAAGCGGAAAAGUGCGCAAUCAACCCCCAAAAAUCCCGACUUCACUUCCCUCAACUCGCUUCGCACGGGGACGGCCGGGACUGACCAAUUGGGCACCCAGCCAAGGGGCUUGCCACAUCGCAAAUUACUGGAGGGUGCGUCAGGAGGUAAGCUAGCUCCGUUGGCCAUCAGUCCUGAUGAAACGCCUACCACUGUAUCGUCUGAUUGCUCACAAAACCUCACAAUUCGACGUCCCAGCGUCACAACAAAUCCGAGCUCAAGCAGUUUAGUCCUGUCCGAAACCGGUUCACUAGAUCGAGCAAAGGCGGCUUACGAGCGGCGUAAAAAGACGCAAAUUCAGGAUUCCGAUACGGGGGUGGUUUCCGGAAGGGUGGAAAAUACUCGUGUUAAUGCCAAUCGGCUAAUAGCGGAGAUUUUGAAAGAUACGAAUCUAGAGCAAGCUGAUGAUUCGGCUGAAACUUCAGGUCUUCAAUUGUUCAUUGCCAAAGAUGGGACUGCUGCGUUAGGGAAUCACGAAGUCAAGUCGCAGAUGUCAACUGGGGCGCAAGUUUUUAAACAAGUUGUUAUGGAUGACAACAGGUAGUCGAUAUGUGUGGUGUGUGUCGCAGUUUAGGAGCUUCUUUAAGUUUGACAGAGAAAUGAAAGCAGUGACAUCUCAUUUUCAUGUCAAUAGGACGGAUUUACUAGACAGUGUUGCCAAUUUUUGUGAUAUAACAGCGGUAGUAAACGUUAUUGGAACUCUUAUUUAAGUUGAAAUGACAUUAUUUAUUGUAAAUUAUUAUUGUGUUAAAUGUAUAUUAUUUAUUAUUGAUUUUUAAAUUAUUAGUACACUGUAUAAAGUCGUUUUAAAAUGUACAUAAAUACAAACAUGAAUAAAAACUUAGACCUAA